Asparagus officinalis (garden asparagus) is the source of this 1197-nucleotide messenger RNA. RefSeq names its product protein FAR1-RELATED SEQUENCE 5-like. The transcript has 2 exons. The record is from RefSeq and is a predicted model, not a curated record. The coding region runs from base 1 to 1197 and encodes 398 amino acids. NCBI's taxonomy places the organism in Eukaryota, Viridiplantae, Streptophyta, Magnoliopsida, Asparagales, Asparagaceae.
AUGGAAACUAAAGAUGGUUACUCCCAUGUUGUUGAUGAAAAAAUCUCUCAGUUAGAUAACUUAGUUGUGCCAAUUGUUGAUGAGCACUUAAAACCAAAAACAGGAAUGACUUUCGGCAAUUUAGAAGACGCUAAAAAGUUCUACAGAAAUUACGGAAAGGCCGGAGGUUUUAAUAUCCAUAAUAGCACAACAAAUUAUGGGAAGGAUAGAGAGUUAAUUUGUAAAAGUUAUGUAUGUUCGAAGGAAGGAGUGUUAAAGAGCAAAUCAUUGAAAAUUCGACGAUGUGGUACAAUUAGAACAAAUUGUAAGGCCUUGAUUCGCUUGAAAUUAGACAAAAACAUUGGCAUAUGGAGUGUCUACAAGUUCGUGGAAGAGCAUAAUCAUACAAUUACUUCACCGAGUAGAACACAUUUUCUAAGGGGAAACCGUGAGGUAACAAGUGCGAAAAAGACAUUGAUAAAGCAGUUUGGAGAGGUGAACAUUCCAAAAAACAAGCAAAUGACCUUCUUUGAAAACUCUAGCGGAGGUUUUUAUAGAAUUGGAUGCAUUGAGACCGAUGUGAGAAAUUAUGAAAGAGAUUUGAGAGAGGAGAGACGCGAUCAUGAUGUACAAAUGAUGUUGGAUCAUUUCAAGUUGGAACAAGAGAAGAAUCCUUUAUUUUAUUAUGUUUAUGAAGUUGAUGAAGAGAAGCGCUUAACUCAUUAUUUUUGGGUGCAUGGCAUUGCUCGAAUGAAUUAUCAACACUUUGGCGAUGUUGUCUCCUUCGAUGCCACGCAUAACACAAAUCAAUAUGGCUUGGUAUUUGUGCCAAAAAGGGUUGUUCUUAGAGAUGAUAAUAUUAUUGGAGAUAAUGCCACAAUUAAUUUUGCUUCUCGUUUUAGUGAACUAAAUUGCUUAGCUAAUGAAAUGGUCGAAGAAAUUGGACAAGAUGUGGAUGCUAUUAAUAAGGUGCAAUGUUUGAAACUCAUCAAUGAUGAAGAAAUUGGACAAGAUGUGGAAGCACCUUAUAGUCAUGCGGAGUGUUCUCAAGAUAUAGUUCAUGAACCAAGUCAAGCAAGAACAAAAGGAAGGCCUAAAGGGAAGAGGUUAAAGCCAUUGAGAGAGAUCCGCAAAUGCCGGCCUAGGAAAUGCAAAUUGUGUGGAAAGCAAAGACAAAAUCAUGAUAGCAGAAAUUGCCCUCUAAAGUUGUCGAGGUAG